GCAUUGGAGGCACAAAUUAGUGGCAUUGAGAGGCAAUAUAAAGUGCCGCCGCAAACCAUAAGUGAAGAACUGAAAUAUGAUUUGGUUGAAGCAGUGUAUGAGUGGGCCAACGGAAAGUCAUUUGCAGAAGUGUUGGACAUAACUCCAGUUCAGGAGGGAAUCAUUGUUCGCUGUAUUCAAAGACUGGACGAACUUCUAAAGUACAUAAAAAUGGCGGCCAAUAAGAUGGGCAACAAAGAGCUCGAAGAGAAGGCGCGGGAGAAGAUGUUAAUCAAAGAAUUCUUGAGACUUUUUGUUGGGUUGAAGGCACUUUUACUCUUCCUAAAGCCCUAAUUAAAGCAAUUGAUAAAGAAGUUCCGGCUCCGGGUAUCGAACAAUUCUAUGAAAAGGAUGAAGUUCUCGAACAUUCUUACUAUCAAUGGGUUUGUGUUGUUUUAUUCCUUCAAUCGGUCUGUUUUUAUAUAACAAGAGCCCUUUGGAAGGGAUGGGAAAGAGGAAAAAUCAAACAUUUAAUAAAUGACUUAAACAAAGUGAUCCUUAAAGAAGAGGCAAAAAUUAGUAAAUGUGAUACUUUGGUCACUCAAUUGGUUGACAGUCAGGGCAAGAAUAAUGCCUACGCUUUUCGCUAUUUUAUUUGCGAAGUCCUCAACUUUUUUAAUGUCAUAAUACAAAUGAUUUUCAUCAAUUGGUUUCUUGGAGGAGAGUUUUCAAGAUAUGGAAUAAAUGUAUUCAAUUAUAUUGACCGAGAUCCAAAUCAAUCAGAAGAUCCGAUGGCCAGAGUUUUUCCAAAACUAACCAAGUGCACAUUCAGACAAUAUGGCCCUUCUGGUGAUAUUAAACGUUUCGAUAAUCUGUGUCUUCUUCCACAAAAUGUUCUCAACGAAAAGGUUUAUAUAAUUCUUUGGUU
Messenger RNA from Medioppia subpectinata, 907 nucleotides. The record is from the annotation of a GenBank genome assembly. NCBI's taxonomy places the organism in Eukaryota, Metazoa, Arthropoda, Arachnida, Sarcoptiformes, Oppiidae.